Messenger RNA from Triticum aestivum (bread wheat), 1214 nucleotides. RefSeq lists its product as uncharacterized. Bases 80 to 592 code for a protein of 170 amino acids. NCBI's taxonomy places the organism in Eukaryota, Viridiplantae, Streptophyta, Magnoliopsida, Poales, Poaceae. The transcript has a single exon. The record is from RefSeq and is a predicted model, not a curated record.
AACCACCGGAGCUCAACUGAGACACCAAAGCCCCUCAUCUCCUCUGAUUCUGAACUGCUCCACCUCCCCAAUCUUCAUCAUGUCGACGGCGGCUGCAUCCCGGCCCAGCGGCCCUGUGCUUCUGAGCCCCUUUCCCAACUACCAAUCCGCCUCGCUCUCCCGUGUCAAGCUCUCGGUCGCCGGCUCGCCGGCCAAGUCCUUCAGCGUCUCGUCUCCCCCCUCCUCCCCCACCGCAGCCCCCAAGAUCCGUCGGUCCUGCAUGUGCUCCCCGACGAACCACCCCGGCUUGUUCCGCUGCAGCCUCCACAAGGAGCGAAAGCAGGAGGCCCCGGCCGCCGGCAGCUGCAGCAAGCACACGGCCAGUACGUGCGCGCAGCUCGUCCCAAGCGGCAGCGGCAGCGGCUGCUCUAAACGCUCGUACAGCGGACUGGCGCAGCGCAUCCCCAUGGGGAGCGGGCACUGGGCACGCAAGGCGCUCGUGCCAUCCCACGCGGUGCAGCAGCUGCAGCACCGGAAGCGAGUGGUGGAGCGGUUCCACGCCGGGGCUAGCCGGCUCUCCGUCGCCUCCAUGGCCGGCCGCAGCAACCAGUAAAAACAACAACAUCGUCGACAUGCCAUAGCAGCAAGAUACCAGUACAUAAUGAACAUACUGCACAUAGGAAAGAAAUUCCCCGAAUAAUUCCGUUCGAUGUAUAGAAGGAAGAUAGGUGGGGGAUUAGGCCGGCCCAGAAGAUUAGAGUUUUAAGACCCAAUUCGAUUCCAGGCUGGUCAAUUAGCUAGCUAUAGUAAAUACUGUACAUACAGUGAGCCACCUCUUCUCCGUUCCCCUGCACAUAGAGUGAGUUCGUCGUCUCUGCUCCACUUGUACAUAGAGUGAGCUCGCGUCCUCUCUGCCCGCUGUGUAUAACUCCCUGAGUUUGGUUUUGGAUAUACAUCAAUGCAACGAGUGACAAAUUGGAGACAAAUACAUGCAUCUGAUCUGUUCCGUGACGGGAGGAUUAUCCAUCCGUGGAUCAUGCUUCUGUUUCUCUUUCUGUUCUGGAGUGUGGAUGUGUCUCGCCCCUGUUUCGGUUUCAGAUAACCUCCGCAAGAAUCCCCAAUUUCUGAAGAAAUUUCGGUCAGAGUUUCACGGCGCGCUCAACUGAUGAACUGAGGAUUUUUCUUCGUCCUAGUCAUGAUAUUUUAAGUACUGUAUAGUAUUAUUAACCGUGGUA